UCUCAAGACAAUACUUCUAGCAGUCAGUUUCUGUUCAAGAUCCAAGACGCGUUAAUACGGACUCCGAUUUCGAACGACCUGAUUAUGUUUCGUUACACGUUGGUUGUUGCCGCCAUCCUCUUGGUCAAUGUAUUGGAGUGGUCUCAUGGAGUCGCCCUCGACGGCACAUGUACCACUGCACAAAAUUGUACAGGCACCACUCCAAACUCGGACUGUACUGGGGCUGAUGGAUCGAAAACUUGUAAAUGCAUCACAGGCUACACCAAGCAAGGAACGGCGUGCAAAGCAAACCUAGGCACAACCUGUUCGAAUAUCACUGAUUGCGACACGAUAACAAAUCCAAAAUCAGAAUGUACAGGAUCUGGAACAAAAUCCUGUACAUGUGCCACAGGCUAUACGCAGCAAGAAACGUUGUGCAAAGCAGACCUAGGCAUAGUCUGUACGGCAAGCACUGACUGCGACACGGUAACGACAACUGAUGCUGUAUGCGACCUGAAUGCUGAUUCCAAGAUUUGCGCAGUUGGGGUGGACGGUGAUUGCAGUGGAAGCAAGAGUACAAAGUGUCCCACAUCUUCUACCUGUGUGAGCAACAAGUGCGCAUGCAGCACGGGCUACACUGCCACUACCACCAAACUUUGCAGCAAAUCUGGGGCUGAAGGUUUGGUGAACACGAUGUCGAUGCUCGUGCUGUUAACCAGUGGCAUCAUGGUCAAGAUCUUCUAAAACUGAAUGAUGUACCACACGUGUGUGUUUUCAGAAAAUCCCCAAGGAUGCGUUGUGGUACAGAAUGUUUUAACGAAACAAUUAUUUAAGGUUGAGAACAUUCCUUCGAGGAAAAGUCUCCCUUGUUAUGUUUGUUUGUUUAUGUUGUCAUGUUUUCGUUUUUUGUUUAAACAGAUGCAUUAUCAAUUGCCUUGUUUGGGGGCAUACAAUUAUGCGAUAAACCUUUAAAUAAAAAAUAAAUUACAUGUUUGAACGAAAACAUUUUAGAAAAAUGAUCGCGAUCGUGUAAAUAUUGACGAAUACAUUGAUUGACUCAAAUGUAUAGGGUUUAAGCCUAACAAGUGCUUGAAAUUAAAAAAGCAAUAUGCUCCAAAACUCGCUUAUAUCUAUAAUAAUUGACCUUCACAUGUUUGAUGAUUUUAACCAAUAAAAGCGAUGGAUUUGAA
Molecule: messenger RNA, 1169 nt
Organism: Dreissena polymorpha
Lineage: Eukaryota; Metazoa; Mollusca; Bivalvia; Myida; Dreissenidae
Product: stabilin-2-like
Exons: 7
Coding region: 85-723 (212 amino acids)
Source: RefSeq, a predicted model, not a curated record